Eleginops maclovinus (Patagonian blennie) is the source of this 2252-nucleotide messenger RNA. RefSeq names its product limb and neural patterns a (gene lnpka). Gene Ontology annotation, cellular component: endoplasmic reticulum tubular network. The coding region runs from base 262 to 1494 and encodes 410 amino acids. Gene Ontology annotation, biological process: endoplasmic reticulum tubular network organization. NCBI's taxonomy places the organism in Eukaryota, Metazoa, Chordata, Actinopteri, Perciformes, Eleginopidae. The record is from RefSeq and is a predicted model, not a curated record. The transcript is spliced from 13 exons.
GUUUAACUGUACUAACAGUGAGUGGGCCUCAUCAGACUCAGACCUCAGGCCCAGCACUGUUCCUUAUGUUCCAUGCUGUUCUUUCAGCGGACACUCCCCCAUUUUGUGUCACACACCCUCUGUCUGAAUAGGACUGGAGGACCGCUCUACUGCCACAGGCUGUAGAAACAGGACGACUCCACUGCCAAGGUGGAGAGCUUAUCUGUGAGAGGAAUCAAAGGAGGAACUCAGUAAUAGAAUAUCCUAUCCUCCCUCAUCAACAUGGGGGCCAUCAUCUCACGGUGGAGGGCUAAACCAUCCACUGUGGAGAUUUUGGAGGGAAUUGAUAAGGAUUUACAGACUCUCGAAGAAUACAGCGAGAAGUAUCAGAGGCAGCUGAAGAUAUGGGUCGGACGGCUGAUUCUGUACUCGUCUCUUCUCUACCUGAUCACAUGUGUAGUGGUGUAUUUCUGGUACCUGCCCGAACAGAUGAUGGGACGGCUCAUACUGUCUCUUCCCUUCCUACUAUUUCCAUUACUAGUUUGGUUACUUAGAAAGUUGCUUAUAAUUAUUUUUUCACGAAGAACUGAAAAAAAUAAUGAAAAGUUAGAGGAUCUUAAAAUACAAAAAAGGAAAAUACUUGAAGAAGUUAUGGAAACUGAGACGUAUAAAAAUGCGAAAAUGAUUCUGGAGAGAUUUGAUCCUGAUUCCAAGAGAAAAAUUGAGCUUGAAUCCACUCCUGUUGGACCUCAGAUGACUCCAAAACAAGGACAAGAGCUUCGCCAGCGCAAUGUCAUCCCGAAGACCCCCUCAGUGGUGGUGAAUCCUGCAAGCGGCGUUGCAGCGCGCCCUCCUACUGCCUCUGGGCCCACCUUUCCUGGACGAUCUUCCCACUCUGCUCCAGGUGGACCCCCAGAGAGGGCCCUGUCGGCUAUAGCUGCUCAGCAGAGCUUGAUGAGGAGGCCUGUGACCCCGGGAACACCUGUUCCAGGAAUCGGGAUGCACCCCCCAGGCCCGCCCCUGGCCAGACCUGUGGUCCCGAGGGAUCGAGGCGCCAUGGACAGAGUCAUUGAGUAUCUUGUUGGAGAUGGCCCUCAGAACAGAUACGCUCUCAUCUGUCAGCAGUGUCUGUCCCAUAACGGCAUGGCAUUAAAAGAGGAAUUUGAAUACGUUGCCUUCCGAUGUGCGUAUUGUUAUUUCCUGAACCCUGCGAGAAAGACCAGACCUCAGGCGCCCAGACUCCCCGAGGUCACCGGCGAACUGAAGAUGUCCUCCGAGGCACCCGUACCUCCUCCUGCUGCUGCUGACAUGGAUGACGACCCAUCUGUUUCAGGUGAUGCAAAGCUUGCGGAUGUCUCUGCUGAAAUGGACACCCAGGGGCCGGACACACCAACGAACACGGAGCCCGGCUCUGCGUCAGACGGCCAAAGCACCGAAAGCACCCCAGAGUCACAAGACGUGCCGUGUGAGAAAUCUGACGAAGAGCAAGAUGUGUCCCCCAUGGAAGUGGAAUAAAACGGUGGCGCAGUGAUUUCAAGUCAUGCUGGAACUUAUUUGUUCUUUGAAGGGAUGAGAUAACCGUUAACUUAUAAGUAAAGGCCGUGAGUUGAAAUGAUACAGUAAAAACGUCAGCAGUGAUUUUCAACUUACAGUACAGAAUGUCUUUUCUUUUGAGAAUUGCUUUUAUAUUUCUAGAAAUAGAAAAUAAUGAAAUAUGAGUUAAAUAUUUUGUAGCAACAUCAAACAUACCACCAGUAUGAUUACACAUCCAUCACAUUAUAAUCUAUUUUUGCUACAUAUAUCUAGUUUUCCCAUGUUUGUUUGUUCAUAUUUUUUUGUUUUUGACUUAAUUUCUUACAGUACUUGAGCACAUUUAAUUGGAAACAAAGCAAAUAUUCUGUGGGGAAAAUUUUAAUAUAUUAUGGGAAGUUAUUUAUAAAUAUUUUUCUAUAAUGCUGUGCCUUUCAUGACACUGUAGGAAGGGGAACUCUGCAGCACUGUGGUGCUAAAAACAUGUUUACAUAACCAUGCUACCAUAAUAGGAAUGCACACAUAAAGUAUUUAUUGCUAAAAUAGAGAAAGGAGAUUUAUCUCCGUACUGUGCACCUGCCCUAAGUGCCUUUUUGUAUUUUAAGUCUAUGCUUCAGAGUGGUGUCGAUGAAAUGUAUUUACAUAUAGACAAUAGACACAUUGAACUGUUUACAGGCUGUAUCUCUUUGCUGUUUGUCUGAAUUCUUGUAAUGUAUUAAUAAUAAUAAAUAAACUUUUGAGAA